GGGCAUGAGUGCAGGCUGAAGCUGCAGGUUGUGUGAGUGUGCUCUGAAAGUGGUUUUAAAAUUUCCAGGCUGCUUACAAUGGUUUGGUUCUUCUGACUGCUCUUUUUAACCAAGGAAUUGCUUUUCAUUUUUGUGUUGUUCCUCUUCCUGAACUAACAAUUUGUGGCUUUCUUGUAUUUAUCGUUUGAAUGGAUGUGUUGAGUCCAUAUGCCUUACGGUUGCUAUGACAGAGCAGCUCUUCUGCAGCAAUGUUUUGUACCAGGCCCUAUGAACUAGUCGGGGUCAAGUCUGUUAUGUGUUAUGUGUUCCUUGACUUCCUAAAGUAUGGUAUAGCACAGAUGUGGCAUCAUGAUUCUAUGUGACAUCUAUCCUGUCUAUAUGGGGAGAAGUGAAAUCUCCUUGGUUUUAUUCCUGCUUUUCUGUUGGUCCUUAUUAUAUUGCAGGCAUUGUAGUAUACUUGCCAUCCUGUUUAGAAGGGGAGUGGUUUCUAAUGUAAUACAAGUUUUCUGGUUUGGUAUGAAAUUUCAAACUGUAGAGAUUCUGCAUUAUUUGUUGACAUAGUUGUCUUGUUAAUUCAUAUCAUGGGACUAGGUUCCCUUUAAUAAUAUGUUUAGGGAACUUCAUUACAGUUCUGUCAUUUGUUUGCAAUGUUUUCGACCAAGGGUUUUUGAUUUUGAACACCUACUGACUCAUGUUUCAUGGUAGUAGUCAGUCACAUUUUAAAAACGAGGUAGAAACAAGUCUUGUUGCCUACAUGCUGUCAGAUCAGUAGUUGGUUUUCCAUGAAGAAGUAACUCUAAUUAUGAGAUCAUAAUUACCAUGAGAUCAUAAAAUAACCAUUUAACAUCCCCAAAAGAUAUCUUCAUAAUGUUAAACAAAAGUAACUUACAGGGCUCAUAAGUAACACGUAUUUCUACCAUUUUCAAAUAUCUGCUUAAUUCUUUUCAGCUUUCCAGCUCUUCAAAAAGUUCACAAGUAUGGGAUUUUUUUUUUAAAUGCUAGUUUAUUAUGCUUCUGAAGAAAAAAAUUCCAAAUGUGAGCCAUAUGUGGGGUUUUUGGGUGCGUACCCCCCCCCCCCCCCCCCUUAGCAUAGGCAUCCUAGGAUAACAGCUCAAAGGCAUGUCACAUUGUCUGAACUAUUAAAACUGAACUUUAGUAAUUUCAGUUGUAGUAUUAACUAUUGUAGUACUAUUGGAUUUAGUAGAAAUAUCAUGGUAAAUUAUUUUAGGUAUUUUGUUAAGAGUCUAAAAAGAAGUUCAUUAAUUCCAUUACAGUUUCUUUCUUUCAAAGGCUGCUAAUGUUGGGAAUAAGGCUUUGAAACUCCUACAGGUGAAACUGAAAACUGCCUUUCUCUGGGCUCAAUAAUUAAGUCACAAAAUGAUGUUCUUUUAGUAUUAAAACUUCAGCUGAACCUGAAAUACCAAAAAAAGGUAUUUUUGAGGCAGUUUGUGACAAAUAAGUAAAAGUGACAAAUAGCCUUUUAGUCAAAUAGAAUUAAUACCAAACUCCCGCGUAUUUUCUCCAAGUAUGUUUAAUGCAAUGAAAAUGUAGUAUGUUAGUAUUCGAAUUCCCUUGUUAUGGAUUGAAUAAACCUCAGUGAUGGGUACAGGUGUUCUCACUUUCCCUCCAUGUAAGUUAGUAUAAAUAAACUAUUAAAUUUUUAGGAAGUCUCAUUUCAGACUGAAGUGUAUGUAAUCUUUCAAAAUUGAGGCAAUAUAGUGGUGGGUAGAUAGAACUUGGGAAAAUAACCGUAUUUUAUUACUAACAGAGAAAAAUAAACAGAAAAUAAUUACGAAGAAUAGAAGCUGCAUCAGCGCUGAGCUACAAUAGGGGCUUUAAAGCUGGGCUUUGCUGAAGGAAUUAAGGCAACAUCUGAAAAUUUAUUGUAGCUUUUAACCAUGUAGUCUUUCACCAGACAGCUUGAAGAUUUUGAGUAAGAAUCAGCAGAGCUUCUCUUGUAUUAAUGCCUCACUGUUCCCACUGUGAAUUAAUGUCAAGACACAACUCUUAUUUAUAGUCCUCCUUUAAUUUUUCAAGUAUAUAUGGAAAAAAUAAAAAGCUUUGUCCACAGUCAUGCGUGUGUCCCCCUGUUAUGAAGUUUGAACAAUUUGAACUAUGGAGGAAACCUAAGAAGUUAAGCUUGAGAAAAAGGGAAAAAUUAGAAGAUUAUUUCUAAAAAUGAACAGAUCUGAUGACAUAAUAGAAUAAGAAUUUCAAAGAUGGAACUUGGAAGAGUCAAAGCUAAAUUCUGGGAGGAGCCUUUGUGAGUGAAUUCUAGGACUAAACAACAAGUUCUCCCCAAGGAUAGGUAGGGGAGAUUUAACAGGACAGGAUUUAGAGGUGGUGACACUUUCAUCAAAUUUCAAACACUGAUAACAGUAGCCUUGGAGGGUAUGGCUGGUAUUCUCAUUGUAAUGUGAUGGCAAAUGCUAAACAUGUCAGUGAGCACAUUCUGAAAUGUAAUUAACAGUAUUGUUCCAGCCAUAACCUGAGCAAUAUUUGGAAUUUUAAGUACAGCAAAAUUGCAUUAUUAAAACGGAAGAAUCAGAAACUGCAGCUUAGUUUGUGGGUACAUCUUAUGUUACAUUUAUAAACUUACAUAAUAUGACAAAAACUGUUAAGAAAAUAUUUUGCUUCUUUCAGUUCUUUACCAGCAGAUUUAAAAACUAAAGGAAGAUGUCUUUUUUCCCCAAAAUCUCUUUCCAAUGUGAAGUUGAAGAGUAUCUCACCAAAGUGUUCAGAAAUAAUGAGCUUAUCACUGCUUUAGGCACAGAGGAAGUGGAGAGUAAAUAUCAAUCUCUGUUAAGGCAUCUAUCUCAUCCACCAGCUUUCACAACUGUUAGAGUUAAUACCCACUUGGCCUCGGUGAAACAUGUGAAAAAAUUGCUGUUUGAAGAGAUCCAGAAGCAAUUUAAAGACCUAUGUGUUCCAGUUCUUGAGCAUCCGAAACUCCAGGACAUCUUAUUAAUUCCUGUCAUUGGACCCAGGCGAGAUUUAAAAAAGCAUGCAUCUGAAGUCAUUGUUGGAGCUCACUGUGGAUACGCAGUACUUCGAGGAGCGCAUGUUUAUGUCCCUGGAAUCAUAUCGACCUCAAGAUUUAUGAGAGCUGGAGAUCUGGUCUCAGUUUAUUCAGAUAUUGAAGGGAAAUGUAAAAGAGGAGCCAAAGAAUUUGAAGGAGUCAAAGUUUUCCUUGGAAAUGGGAUUUCAGAACUGAGUCGCAGUGAAAUCUUUAGCUCAAGUGGCCCACUGAAUGGGAUGGGCGUACGAAUGAUAGAGCCAGUCUACCUUAGUCCUUCGUUUGACAACGUGCUACCUAGUCAUUUAUUUUUACAGAACUUGCCUUCUGUGGUUGUGAGCCAUAUUUUAAACCCUCAACCAGGAGAGAGAAUUCUAGAUAUGUGUGCUGCACCUGGAGGAAAAACAACCCAUCUUGCAACAUUAAUGCAUGACCAGGGUGAAGUAAUAGCCAUGGACAAGAUCGCUAACAAGGUCAAAAAGAUUAAGCAGAAUGCUGAAUUGCUACAGUUGAAUUGCGUUAAGGCCUUUUGCUAUGAUGGAACAAAGGCGCUUUCAUUUGAGAAGAAAGGGGAUGAACAAGAAGGACCUCCAUUCUUACCAGAGUCAUUUGAUCGAAUUCUUCUUGAUGCUCCAUGUAGUGGGAUGGGACAGAGACCAAACAUGGCUUAUUCCUCGACUUUAAAGGAAGUGACCUCUUACCAGCCACUACAGCGCAAACUUUUCACUGUGGCAGUGCAAUUGCUAAAGCCAGGAGGUGUUUUAGUAUAUAGUACAUGUACAAUUACACUCUCUGAAAACGAGGAGCAAGUUGCUUGGGCCCUGAAAACUUUUCCAUGCCUCCAGCUUCAGCCACAGGAACCUCACAUUGGAGGAGAAGGCAUGAGGGGAGCCGGACUGUCACUUGAUCAGUUGAGGCUGCUGCAGAGAUUUGAUCCAUCUGCUGUGACAUUGCAAGAAAUGGAUAUUAAUUCUUUGCAAGAUUCCAGGGAGGAUGAUCUGAUUUCACUGGCGAAUAAGGACUGUAUAGGAUUUUUUAUUGCAAAAUUUAUUAAAUCAAACAGUAAAUAAGCAUUUAGGAAUGCAACCUGAAGAAAUACCUCUGAGCCUAAGAACAGCUCAGACGUGAAGUGUGUUCCUUACCGCUGCAAUGUUGCCAAGCCAACGGGCUGACGCAGGGUUGCUAUGGCAGCAAUAAAAUCUGCCAGCUGUUCUGCUGGGAAAGAGCCACAGGUUGAAGAAAGUCAUGUUUGGGGGGAGGGCAGCAUCAUAUUUAAGUCUCCAUUUGCUUUUGCAUUUGCAUCAGGCCAGUGCGUGAAUGGCAACUACAUUCAUUCAUACCGCUGUCUGUUCUACCUUUCCCCACGUGAGUGGCUUCUGUAGUGCAGCAAGCAGAGGAACAGGGUUUCUCUGGGAGGCGAAGUAAGCUACUUUAUGAAAUACAAACAGAAAUAGAUGGGAACUGUUAUAAUGAAUUCUGGAAAAGGUAGUUUCUAUGAAAGUUUACCAAUACUUACAUGUUUCAUUAAAUAGUGCUUCACGAAAUACUGUAACGUUUUACAAAGAACUGUUUUAUAAAUUGAUACUUAGAACCUCAUUUCUCUUUUAUUUUAAUACAAGCAAGAUUCUCUGUACACAUAGUAUAUACACAAAAUACGAUUAGGCUUUGUAGCAUGUCUUUUAUAGCAGCAUGAAUAUAUUAAACCAUCUCACUCUGGGAAUGUAAAUAAAUAAUGUUUCAACAUCAAA
Molecule: messenger RNA, 4764 nt
Organism: Falco peregrinus (peregrine falcon)
Lineage: Eukaryota; Metazoa; Chordata; Aves; Falconiformes; Falconidae
Gene: NSUN6
Product: NOP2/Sun RNA methyltransferase 6
Exons: 11
Coding region: 2677-4086 (469 amino acids)
Biological process (GO): RNA methylation
Molecular function (GO): methyltransferase activity; RNA binding
Source: RefSeq, a predicted model, not a curated record